AACCAUAUUUUCAUUCCUUGUUCAGCCAUGUGCAAAGACUCAUGGCAUAAAAGAGAGAGCUCUUUCACUAGAAGCUAACUAGACGAGAAGUCACUGCUAUCAUAACACACUUAUAGCUGAGUUUCAGAAAAAGCAUGGCUUUUUUCAAAGCGACCAUCUUUGCAUUGCUCGUGGCUGUAGCUAUUGCCAAACUAAAUGUCCAUCGCCCAGCAACUGAAGGACUGAAGGCUGCUGCUGAGAGACAGGAGCCCAACAUGCGGGGAUUUUUGUUUGGGAAAGGACUUCAGACUCACCAAAAUGAAAAGACUGGCUUAAAGGAAGAAUUUGAAACCGCGGAAAGAGGCGAUGAAGAAUUUGAAACCUCCGAAGAAGAUGAUCACUACACGCUAAUGGAGAAAGUUAAAAACAUCCUUGAGCGCAUUGAGAAACAGUGCUUUAAGAAACGCUGUAAAUGUAAUGACAAAAAAGGAAUAAUCCAAAAUAAAUGCAGUACCAAAGCCUUAAGCUCUUGUUUCGAUAGCGGCAAGAGUUGCUGUGUGUAUAAAAAGGUGUAGACUUUUCACACUUCAUGUGAUCUUUUUAAGUACAUUUUAUUGGUUGUUUAAGUAAACAUUGUCUUACCAACAAA
Molecule: messenger RNA, 628 nt
Organism: Nematostella vectensis (starlet sea anemone)
Lineage: Eukaryota; Metazoa; Cnidaria; Anthozoa; Actiniaria; Edwardsiidae
Exons: 4
Coding region: 135-554 (139 amino acids)
Source: RefSeq, a predicted model, not a curated record